CUAAAAAGAAUAAUACGUAAAAGAAGCACAGUUAAAAAGUUGAGGCGUCAUUACACGUUUAUACCUUUUAGUUUUGGUUUAGCUGUUGUUGUUGUCGUUAAAUUUGUUGUUUUUGUUAUAACUACACCUUUUUAUUUAACUAAAGUUAAAUAAUCUUUUAUCUUAGAUUCAGUUAAAAAUUAGGAACAUUUUCGUAUCAUGUCGAAGUUCAGAAAAUAGAUUGAGAAAUUAAUUUGGGAAAACAAAGUAAAACCGAAAAUAAUUAAGAAAUUAAAAUAAUUAAUCAACUGUUUCGAAAUCUUCAAAUAUAUACAUCGUUUUGAGAGAGACUAUAAGUUAUCAAAUGUUUCAUGGAUUUGUACCUUUAAACAAAAUAAAAAUUAAGUUGUUAAGAAUCUUAGAAGUUGAAAAGCUGAAAAAGAAAAGAAAAAAACUUUAUGGAAUAUCUGCUAUUUCAUAAAAAAACUUGUAGGCUCCACGGCUUUGCUCCAUUCAUUUUGUUUUACAACAGGAAGCUCGUUUGACAGUCUUGAAAUCAUCUCAAAUAAUAAUGGAUUAAAGUCAACGUACAUUCGGAUGCCCAGGGUUCAAUUUUGUGGUCAAAAAUAUGGUUUAAAAAUAGUUUUUGUUUUAUAAACAAACGUUCUUUUCCUUAUUAUAUAAAACUGAAUGGGAACACAAGCUUUAAAUUUUAAGAAUCUGUUUAUUAUCUCUCCUUCAGUUUUCACGCCUUUAACAGAAAUUAAAUCAAAAAAUAAACAACACAACUCUUCUACGUAUAGCGACAAUUGAGUGGUAACUAGAUGGCAAUGUACAGUAAUUAAAAGACACUGAGAUUUUAAAUCAAAAAUGGAAAGAAUUUAUAUGAUCUGCAUCCUUUUCGUUUUUGUUAGCAAUACUUAUGGGAACAACCCCAAAUUGAAUUGUGAACCCCGACUACGAAUAGUAUCAACAGAACAAGAUGGAGACUUUUAUAGCCCAUCUCGUGUACAGGUUUACAGAUGCGACGGUGGGGUAAAACAACCAAGCCACUAUCAUUGUGUUGCCAAAAAUAUCGCUAAAGUGUACUUUAUACUAACAAAUUCAGACAUCAAUAAAAAAAACAACAUAUCUAUCGUCAAUCAUACGAGCUGUGAAGAAAAAUGCGUCUGCAAAUGCCCUGGUGAAACUCAUACGCCUGAUUGUCCUUCUCAGAUGAGUUGGGACCAAGAAGCAUGCAUGUGUAUAGCAGAACAAAGCAAAACUGAAUGUGCAACUGGACAUACUGGGGGAAAAGGCCAAAUUUCUGUGGUCAUGUUCGUAGUUUCGUUAUUCAUUGAAUUGGUUGCUGUGUUAAUAAUUGUAUUUUUGGUCGUCGAUGCGUGCAAGUAUAAAAAGCAUUCGGAAGGAGUAAUUUACCGCACAACACAGUUUGUACGUCAAAUAUCCAGUGGUGAAAACGAAGGAUUUCGAUGCAACACGUUAAAGAGAGAACGCGACACAAGUGGAUCAGUCACUCUACUUUACGAUAUAAGAAAUGGUAAUGUUCCGAACGGUAAAGCUGAUAUAUAAGAAAGUUUUUAUGAUUCACUUUUUCAUAACAACAGCUGGCUGUUUCCUACAGAAGAAAGUUAUGAACAGUUUUACUUCGCCGAUUAUACACAAAUUAUGAAACGUCAUAUGAUCCAUUUCAAGAUAGCUACAAACUUAGAAAGCAUAUUUUCUAUAGCAUACGACAAUGUGUGCACGUGUAUUUAUUGUUUGCAAAGAGGGUUUAGUACAUAUGAAAAUGCAUGUUCAACCGUCUCGAAUGAUUUCGGUCACUUAUGCAAAUAGACGCUAUUUCUUUCACUACUGUUCUUUUUUCGUCAAACCAUUGUAGAUAUUUAUUAAAGUAAACACUAGCUAGACUUAUUUAUUCAUAAAAAAAUAUGAUUUUUAAAUGUGCCCCAGUGAAAUAUAAAUUUAAUCUAACAACAUAUUCUUAAAAACUGGAACGAACGAUUCCAACAACCCUGCUGCUAUAUUUGUGACACUUAAAAUUAUCUUCAUCGAAAGUAGCUGUUAAAGCGGCUACAAAACGAUUCAAAUAAGCUCUCCGACAUGGGCAACUCUCCAUCCUCGCACAUCUGAAUGACGGUGUGUAAUAAAUAGACCUUGUACAAGAAGUUAUAUGCACUUCACAACUGUACAAACAACCUGUAAUAAAUAAUUUAUUUUUUAUGAUGAAUUUGAUAUUUUUACUUGCUAUUUUCUAUUAAAAAGAAAAAUUUUCUUUUAA
Messenger RNA from Hydractinia symbiolongicarpus, 2260 nucleotides. RefSeq lists its product as uncharacterized. Bases 850 to 1551 code for a protein of 233 amino acids. The transcript is spliced from 5 exons. The record is from RefSeq and is a predicted model, not a curated record. NCBI's taxonomy places the organism in Eukaryota, Metazoa, Cnidaria, Hydrozoa, Anthoathecata, Hydractiniidae.